CCAGGGCCACCCGGAAGAGCCGGUUCCAAACGCUAGUGCCACGUCAGGCCCGGGAGCUGAGCGCUGGCCCGGCCGCUGCAGCACGGACUGAGCGCUCUCCUCGGCGGGGACUGGCCGGCAGAGUCCGGCCUGGGGCAUCUAACCAGGCCCAGAAGCAUGAGGUCCCCCGUUCCCGCCGACUCUCCGGGGCGCUGGUGGCGGGGGCUGCUGCUGCUGCUGCUGCAGGCCCAGGGGCUGCGAUGCACCCAGCUGACUUUCGAACUGCCCGACAGCGCCAAGCAGUGUUUCCAUGAGGAGAUGGAGCAGGGGGUGAAAUUCACCCUGGGUUAUCAAGUCAUUAGUGGUGGACAGUAUGAUGUAGACUGCUUUAUUGAAGACCCCCAUGGAAAGACAAUUUACAAAGAAACCAAGAAGCAGUAUGACAGUUUCUUUCACCAGACAGAGAGCAAAGGAAUCUACAAGUUUUGCUUCAGUAAUGAGUUUUCCACCUUUACCCACAAAACUGUGUACUUUGAUCUACUAAUUGGAGAUGAACCCCCCAUUCUCCCAGAAAUGGGAAACAGAGUCACUGCAUUGACACAGAUGGAGUCUGCUUGUGUGACCAUUCAUGAAGCCUUGAAAACAGUGAUUGAUUCUCAGACACAUUAUCGACUCAGGGAAGCUCAGGACCGGAACCGAGCUGAUGAAUUAAAUGAGCGGGUUUCAUAUUGGUCUGUGGGGGAGACAGUCAUACUCUUUGUUGUCAGCAUCAGUCAAGUGAUGCUUCUGAAAAGCUUCUUUACAGAAAAGAGACCAACCAGUCGAGGUGUCAACUCAUAACUCUGGAGGACACAUGGCCCCUAAAGUUCUGCUCAACAAAGGAAGUCCCAUUGAUACUGUCUACUUACGAAGUAGGGAGUGGAAUUCUUCCAUGUUCUUAAAACUACAAGGAGAAAUAUCCUCUCUAUGUUCUAUUGGCCUGUAAAGUCAGGUGAUAGUGUGAAAACAAAACCACUAUAAAUUAUAACAUAAUGCCAUUUUGCAUGUUUUUAAUAAUUUUGCUUCAUCUUGUCUUAUAGAUCUAGCUUGAAAUGUCCUAUGAGACUUGGGGGAAAAAAAUAGAAAAAGUAAGGUAAUGUGGAUAACUUUGACUGCAACUGGACAGUGGCAGUGACUUGGGGUCAGUAGCUGGCUACUCAUGAGAAAUAAACAACUUUGUAACUGUCCAAUAUUGCCCUAAAUCUUAGGGCUUUUCAAUUUUCUUCUCUUGUCCCAUGCUUCAGUUUUUUUACUGUAAAAAAAACCAAAAUAAACUUUUAUUAUUUUCUCCUCCCUUCCUCUUUCCCUCUAUGCCUCCUUUCUUUCUUCUACCUUCCUCUUUUUCUUACUCUUUCUUUCCCUCUCCUUCCUUCCCUCAUUUCUCCUCUUUUCCCCUCAUUCUCUUUCUUCCUUCCUCCUUCCCUCACUUUCUCCCUCCUCCCUUCUUUUCUUCUACACUUCCUUUUUCUCUUUCUCUUUACCUCCUUUAUACUCUCCUUCCUUUUCCCCUCCAUUCUUUUUUUCCUUCCUCCCUUUCUUCAUUCUUCCAUGUAACUCUCCUCUUCCUUCCUCUUUUCUUCCCUUUCUCAUUCUUUCCUCUUUCCCUCCCUCCUAAAUCCUUUCCUUCCUUCUUAAAAUUGUCAGUCAUUAUUCCUCAGUGCUUCACUCUGGACCCAGCAAUAAAAAAAAAAAAAAAAAAAAAAAACUCCUGGCCAGAGGCCAAGUCUAUUUGAAACCUUUAUACUCCAAGAAUUAAAACAGAAGAAACAUUGCAGGCCCCAAUCUAUAAAUCAGCUUUUUCAAUGGUCAUUCUCUUAGGGGCACUACAGCUUUACGCUUUCAUUGCUAUAUUUUUUAAAGAAUGGAAGCCUGGUUUAAAAAAAAAAAAAAAAGAAAGAGAGAUGUCUAGUACAUUUUAUUUCCCCCCUUUUUAUUACAAGGCAAACACAAAAUUCAAAAGAGGGCUGAAUUUGUAUCUUAAACUACUGAAUAGGAAGCUACCAAAUUACAGUUAAAAAAAAAAAAAAAGUACAAAGAGGACCAGGGCUUACAGAGCUCAAACUUUUAAUAAAGAAUCUUACUUUA
Molecule: messenger RNA, 2103 nt
Organism: Antechinus flavipes (yellow-footed antechinus)
Lineage: Eukaryota; Metazoa; Chordata; Mammalia; Dasyuromorphia; Dasyuridae
Gene: TMED3
Product: transmembrane p24 trafficking protein 3
Exons: 3
Coding region: 157-819 (220 amino acids)
Biological process (GO): endoplasmic reticulum to Golgi vesicle-mediated transport; Golgi organization; intracellular protein transport
Cellular component (GO): Golgi apparatus; COPI vesicle coat; endoplasmic reticulum
Source: RefSeq, a predicted model, not a curated record